GGGCAUCCUUUUUUGACCAGAGUCCGAGGAAUAGCUACCAUUGUCCCCGAUGAGUCCCAGGCCCAGCUGGUGACAAAUCCAUUCAUGCCGGAUUCCCAUCAAGGCCGGCUCUCCUCCAAGCUUGCUGGGAUGAAAAAAUAGCUACAGAUCCCCCUGGGAUUCAACCUCAAGAGAGCAGUGCACAUAGUUUGAAACAGAGUCUAAUGGACGGGUGUGCAUCUUAGGGAAGCAGCUACCAGGGGACAAGAAGCUGUCACCAGCCCCCAGGGGAGUCCUGGCAGCAUGGACAACGAUGAUAAUGAGCCUCUUGAGUCCGAGACCAAAGAUGAGGCUGAAGCUGAAUUGACACCUCAGAACAGCGAUGUCACCCUCUACUGUGAAGCUGAAACCCUUCCAAGUGUUGAGAAAGAGAAAGCUAACUGGGAGGAUUCAGAAACCGACCUGGAAAUUGAAGACACAGAGAAAUUCUUCAACAUCGGACAGAAGGAGCUGUACCUGGAGGCCUGCAAACUGGUGGGUGUAGUACCGGCCUCCUACUUCAUCCGGAACAUGGAGGAGUCCUGCGUGAACCUCAACCACCAUGGUCUGGGCCCCAUGGGUACCAAAGCCAUUGCUAUAACUCUGGUGUCCAACACUACAGUCCUCAAACUGGAGCUGGGAGACAACUGCAUCCAGGAAGAGGGCAUCAUGAGUCUGAUGGAGAUGCUGCAUGAGAACUACUACCUGCAGGAGCUGAACGUGUCUGACAAUGACCUUGGUUUGGAAGGAGCCAGGAUCAUCUCGAACUUCCUCCAGGAGAAUAACUCCUCCCUCUGGAAACUGAAACUUUCAGGAAACAGCUUCAAGGAAGAAUGUGCUGCACUGUUAUGUCAAGCCCUGUCGUCCAAUUACCGAAUUAGGUCACUGAACCUCAGCCACAACGAAUUCUCUGACAUUGGAGGGGAGCACCUGGGACAAAUGCUGGCCCUGAACGUAGGGCUCCAGUCACUGAACCUAAGCUGGAAUCACUUCAACAUUCGUGGUGCUGUGGCCCUGUGCAAUGGUCUCCGGUCUAACGUGACCCUGAAGAAACUGGAUGUGUCCAUGAAUGGCUUUGGGAAUGAGGGUGCUCUGGCCCUGGGGGAUGCCCUCCGACUCAACAGCUGUCUGGUCUAUGUAGACAUCAGUAGGAAUGGCAUCACCAACGAGGGGGCCUCCAAAAUCAGCAAGGGCCUAGAAAACAACGAGUGCCUCCAAGUGCUGAAGCUUUUCCUGAACCCUAUGAGCUUGGAGGGGGCAUAUUCUCUUAUCAUGGCCAUCAAGAGGAACCCCAAAUCCAGGAUGGAAGACAUUGACAUUUCUAACGUUCUGGUGACAGAGCAGUUUGUCAAAGUCCUGGAUGGGGUCUGUGCCAUUCACCCCCAGCUGGAUGUGGUAUACAAGGGAUUGCAGGGUCUCUCCGUCAAGAGAAGCAUCUCCCUGGGGACCAACCCCAUGAGGCUGAUCCAGAGCUAUACGGAACAAAAGAAGAUCUCAGCGGUGGAGUUCUUCAGGAGUUUGAAUCCUACAGGAUUGAUGACAAUGCCUGUGGGGGACUUCCGGAAAGCCAUGAUCCAGCAAAGCUAUAUCCCCAUCAACCGGUACCAGGUGAGGGAGCUGAUAAAGAAGCUGGAUGAGAGGAAAGGUGUGGUGAACUUCAGUUCACUUGAAAAGGAAGACUUGAACAAGACACUGGAACCCAAGCCUGAGGAACUCCAGUCCAUGUGACAAGGGGACAAUGUUCAGGACUCCAAGCAGUUUUUUAAAAGCCUGAAAGUCACAACAGAUGGUCAGGUCUGAAGCGAAGUGCCAAUCAAAGAAGUUCUGGCAAGUUGUGUGGCUACAAGGAGACCAAACCAAAGGCCAGGUGGAAAGAUGCCAUGACCAGACCUAAGUGUGAGCAAAUAAAAUCUGGCUUGAUUCUGGG
This is a messenger RNA of Mus pahari (shrew mouse), 1945 nucleotides long. RefSeq names its product leucine rich repeat containing 74A (gene Lrrc74a). Gene Ontology annotation, molecular function: protein binding. Bases 283 to 1746 code for a protein of 487 amino acids. NCBI's taxonomy places the organism in Eukaryota, Metazoa, Chordata, Mammalia, Rodentia, Muridae. The record is from RefSeq and is a predicted model, not a curated record. The transcript has 15 exons.